Branchiostoma belcheri (Belcher's lancelet) is the source of this 2181-nucleotide messenger RNA. RefSeq names its product LIM domain kinase 1-like. NCBI's taxonomy places the organism in Eukaryota, Metazoa, Chordata, Leptocardii, Amphioxiformes, Branchiostomatidae. Gene Ontology annotation, cellular component: cytoplasm; nucleus. The record is from RefSeq and is a predicted model, not a curated record. Gene Ontology annotation, molecular function: protein binding; protein serine/threonine kinase activity; ATP binding. Gene Ontology annotation, biological process: actin cytoskeleton organization; protein phosphorylation. The coding region runs from base 64 to 1998 and encodes 644 amino acids. The transcript is spliced from 15 exons.
CCGAGGGAAUGUUUGUAGGAAUGAACACAGACUGGUUCUGAGCCCAGCGGCAGCUGAGAAAACAUGUGCGAGCAAGGGCCCCUACUUUGCUGCGCGGGCUGCCGGUAUCCUAUCAUCAACGAACCGAUUCUAGAGGCUCUCAACGGCGAGUGGCACGCCAGCUGCUUCAGGUGCUCAGUGUGUAACCUAAUUCUAACGACGUGGUACUUUGAGAAGGAUGGCUACCUGUACUGCAGAAGAGACUACUGGGCGCGGUUCGGCCAGGCAUGUCACGGCUGUGCCCAGGUCAUCACGGGGCCCAUUAUGGCUGCCGGUGAACACAAGUACCACCCAGAGUGCUUCUUGUGCAUGAACUGUGGAAUCUAUAUCGGUGAUGGGGACACAUACGCACUAGUGGAGAGAUCCAAGCUGUACUGCGGGCCCUGCUACAGACAUCUCAUCAUCACACCGACCAAUCACCAGAGGUCUCCCACUAAUCACGUUCACAUCCCACACACUGUGUCACUGGUGGAGGUCCAGCCAACUCCCGAUGGCAGCAAGAGAUUCUCCUACGAGAAAACAGAAGGGAGAAGAAAGAGCCUUCGUGUGAAGGAGGUGGACCCCCUCAGCCCUGAUCUACACUUACAGCCAGGCGAUCGUAUUCUGGAAGUUAACGGUACACCUAUCAAGUCUGCCACCUGGGACGAGGUUGAAAGCAUUAUCCAACAAACUUCUCAGCCGCUACAACUGACUGUGGAACAUGAUCCACACUACAGAGAGCAGGACGGCUCGUCGGAGGGGUACUGCUCUGCACCCACCUCCCCCUUACAGAGAACAAAACUCACCAAGUCAUACAGCGAGAGCCAGUGUUCCAGUCCCGAGGUGGAGGGGAAGAAAAGACGGUCACUAGAAAGAACAAUGUCCAUGCCUGGUUCACCAGAUAUCAACUACCAGGGUUGUAGGGCCCUGUCUCCAAUGAGAAGAGAAUUGAACAGAUCAGAAUCAUUUAAACCUCACAAAACCAACACCAGAAUUUUCCGUCCUUGUGACUUGGUGCACGGAGAGGUUCUUGGGAAGGGUUUCUUUGGGCAAGCCAUCAAGGUCACACAUAGAGAAACAGGGGAGGUCAUGGUCAUGAAGGAGCUUGUCAAGUUUGAUGAAGAGGCUCAGAAAAACUUUCUCAAAGAGGUGAAAGUGAUGAGAUGUCUUCACCAUUCCAACGUUCUCAGAUUUAUCGGGGUUUUGUAUAAGGGCAAGAAACUCAACCUUGUCACGGAGUACAUCGAUGGAGGAACUCUGAAAGAUAAACUAAAAGACAUGGCUGAGCCUCUGCCUUGGAUCCAGAGAGUGAGAUAUGCAAAAGAUAUCGCAUCAGGAAUGGCUUACUUACACUCAAUGGGCAUCAUUCACAGAGACCUGACCUCACAAAACUGCUUUAUCAGACAGGAUACUCAAGAAAUUGUGGUGGCAGACUUCGGACUCUCAAGAGUCAUAGUGGAAGAGAAGGAGGAACGACCUCCAAACCUGAAGGCAGAGAGAAGGUUUAAGAAAGGCUCUCCUAAGAGGAAGAAGCGGUACACAGUCGUGGGCAACCCCUACUGGAUGGCUCCAGAGAUGCUGAGAGGGAAGAGUUACGACGAGAAAGUAGACCUGUUCUCCUUUGGAAUUGUGCUCUGUGAGAUAAUCGGCAGAGUGAAUGCAGACCCAGACUACCUCCCCAGAACGGAUGACUUUGGGCUGAAUGUGGAAGUGUUCAGGUCCAAGUUCUGCGAUGAUUGCCCCUCCCCAUUCUUUGAGGUUGCAGCCAUGUGUUGUGAACUAGACCCUGAGAAAAGACCAGACUUCUAUCAGGUGGAAAGCUGGUUCGAGUCGUUGUGUAUGCACCUGGAGCACGGCAUUCCGCUGUCGUCGGAGCUGAAGUGUAUCCAGGCCAGCGGCCAGCCCAGCUAUCCUGACCAGGGUGCUGUUUUCAUGCCUAGUAUAACGGUGAUGUUUGAUGAUGAUGUUAUCAACCUAUAGUUACCCAGGUCUUGCCAAGGAAACGAAUUGCAUCUUAAAGGCAUCCAAUGCAGUUUUUAGGGCUUGGAAACCAGAUUUUUCAAAGUCCAUAUUCUAGUCACUUAUCUACAUGAGUUGAAACCACACUAUCCCAAUGAAUAUUGACUCUCAAGGAGCAAAAAAUACCCAAAAUUGUGACAGAAA